Molecule: messenger RNA, 6016 nt
Organism: Phyllotreta striolata
Lineage: Eukaryota; Metazoa; Arthropoda; Insecta; Coleoptera; Chrysomelidae
Source: the annotation of a GenBank genome assembly
UAACCGUCAUCUCAUCUCAUCUGUUAGUGUUUGAGUUUUGUGUAGUUAAGUUGAGUGUUUUUAUUUGAUUAUUAUUUAAGGAAUGAUAUUGGUGAAAUUGUAAAAAUAUGGAACAUCAUAAAGAGCCAAUUAGCGUCCGAAUCGCCAGAAUAAACUCCGAAAUAUCUGGAGCUUGUUCGAAAAUAAACAAAUCUAAUACGUUGUUGGCGAGAGAAACUCUUUUGGACAUUUUGCAAGUUUUGUACGAAGAAUGUUGUUCGGAAUCGCUGCAAAAGUACGAUCCAAACAUUACAAAGUUCGUUCAAAAGUACAAAGAAACCAUGAAGGAUAUAAAAAGGCUAAGAGUAAACAUAACCGAUUUUGAAAUAAGGAACGUUAUAGGAAGGGGUCAUUUUGGAGAAGUACAUUUAGUCAAAGAAAAGCAAACCGGCGAUGUAUACGCUAUGAAAAGCAUCAGAAAAUUCGACAGUGAUUUAAGUAAAAUCAGCUUCGAAGAAGAGAAAAAUAUUAUGGCAUUUUCUAACUCAAAUUGGUUAGUCUCUUUACAGUACGCUUUUCAAGACAGUACUUAUUUGGUAUUUGUAACAGAAUACCUUCCUGGUGGUGAUCUCUUAGGAUUACUUUACAGACAAGGUGGUACUAUACCCGAAAGUGCUGCAACUUUUUAUCUAGCUGAAUUGCUUGUGGCUUUGGAUGAUUUACACAAGAUGGGGUACGUUCACAGGGACAUUAAACCAGAUAAUAUCCUAUUGGAUCGUUGCGGUCAUAUAAAAUUAGCUGAUUUUGGUUCAGCUGCGAAACUGAACGAUAAAGGAUUAGUAACAGAAGGUCCUCCAGUGGGUACUCCCUAUUAUAUAGCACCUGAAGUUUUGCAGUCCUUGAAUGGUCAAAAUAGCGCCUAUGGGAUAUCUUGCGAUUUUUGGUCCCUUGGAGUCCUAGCUUACGAACUAACAAUCGGAAACACUCCAUUCACCGGCGCAACUACCAGUUCAGUUUAUUCGAAGAUUAUGAAUCAUAGUAAAUCGUUAAAAUUCCCCCCUGAUUUAGUUAUUACUCAAGCGUACGUUUCGUUAAUUAAAAAAUUAUUGACCGACGUUAAUUCGCGAUUGGAUUCGAAGCGAAUUAAAGAGCACAGUUUGUUUAAAAGUACGUGCUUCGACAGCCUGCGAGAACAAGUCCCACCGUUUGUACCUAAAAUCACCUCCGAGGAAGAUACCAGUAAUUUUACCGAUGUGACCGCAAAGAAGAACAAUCCCAAUGUCGAUUCGUUUAAGAAACGUACUCAUUUUUCCGGGAGGAAUCUACCGUUCGUCGGAUUCACUUACGUUCAAGAUUCGAUUUGCGUCGAGAACGCUUCCGAAAGAAAAAUCCUGAAUAAAGAUGUAUUUUUGGAAGGUCUCAAAAAGGAAAUUGAAACGUUAAGAAACGAUUUGAUAACGAGCCAGAAUUUGAUUAAAUCAAAGGAAAAUACCGAAUUGAAAUAUGAGGAAAUCUCGAGAAAAUUGGAGAACACCCAGAGCCUGAGGGAUCGGUUAGAGAGGGAAUUGGGUUUGAGUAUAGCGGAGAAUACAGCUUUGAAAAGAACUUUAGAAAUCGAGCGCAAAGAUCGAACGGAAUUAGAAAAGAAGGCGCUCGAUAUAAUAAAAUCGGCCAAACUAAAAUGGGAGACGUCGGAAAAAACCAAAACCGAAUCGCUAACGUUAGAAAUUGAACAACAAAAGGUGAAAAUAUCGGAAUUAACGAUGACCAUCGACGUUUUAAACCAGCAACUUCAACGGGCCCUUCAGCUGCAGAAGCACGGCAAAGAGAGUUUAGAGAAAGUCGAGUCAUUAAGCAGGAGAAGCGUAAUCGGACUCGAAUCCAGAUUGGACGAAAUCACCAACGAAACGCAAACAGUAAUCGCCGAAUUGCAGAAGAAACUAACCGACGAAUUACACAAACGUAACGUAUUGGAAAACAAAUUAUCCAACGCCGAAGAGAAGGAAAAGAACUUGAUAGAAAAGCUCAAAAAUCGCGACAGCGACUUAGAUUACUGGAAAUCGAAAACCAACGACUUGGAACGCCAGAUGAAAUUGCUCAACAAUCGAGCGAUCGCUUUGGAAAACGACGUUAAAUCAAUCGACGAUUACAAAGAGGAAAUAUCCAAAUUGCGCGAUCAAAUCGACGAGGAUCGCAGAUCGAUAAAGGACCUGGAGAACCGGAACGUUUCCCUGCAGAGAGACUCCCGCUUCACGGAGGAAUGCAAAAAGGAAAUGGAAGAAAUGAAGAAGACCCUAUCGAUGAUGCAAAACGACAAGAAACUGUCUGAGCUGGAGAGCCGACUGGCGGAGGAACGGGAAAAAUGUUCGACGUUGAGACAAAGACUGGAAGAAUCCGAAUGCGCCGUAACGGAGAACCAGGAAUUGAAACAACUCAGGACCAAGUUAUGGCGCGCCGAAAAGGACUUGAGCAACGCCAAAAUCGACAGAAGGAUCUUGGAGAGGGAAUUGAAGGAUGCUCGAGAGGAGAUGAAGCAAUUAACCGAGCAAACCAAGACUAUCGAAGAAGAUCUGGCGCAAUCUAGAAAGGCCAACGAAGCGGCUCUCCUGGAAUUGAACGGCAUCAACGAAAAUUUGUCAUUGGAAUUGAUUAAGACUAAAGAUAGUUACAAAAACUUGCAAGAGAAAUUGUCCAGCGAAAAGGAAAAAUUGGAAAUCGAAAAAUCGGUAAUAUCCGAACUCAGAGAUAUGACGAAGACCAAAGACAGUCAAAUAAACUCGUUAAUUGUCGAUUUGAGCGGACUGAAAAAGGAACGCAACAAUUUAGAGAACGAACUCAAAAGUUCCCAAAGCGAAAAAGACAAACUGACGGGAUUCGUGGAAUUAUUGCAAAAAGAGAAACGGGAAAUCCAGGAUGAAUGGGAUAAAACGAAAAGAGAAUUGCAAAAUACUAAUUUGAAUUUGCACGCUUUACGAGAAGCCUGCACGUUAUUAGAGAACCAGGUCAUCGAAUACGAGAAGAUCAACGCUUCCUACGAAGCCAAACAAGCCUCAUUGAACGGCAACACCGAGAAGCUCAUUCGAGAUUUGUGCGAGGCGAAAAGCGAAACGCAGGAAGCCAAGAAGCGCAUCAACGAAGAGAAAUCGGCCAACAUCCUUGCCGAAUCUAAAAUAAAACGGCUCAACGAGGACGUCGCCCGUUUGAACGAAGAAUGUCAGAACUAUCGGCAACAGUGCUUCGAUUUCAAACAGUUUUCGACCGGAUUGAGCGACGAAUUGGCGGUAGCCGAGGAAAAAAUCAGCGAUUUGGAUGUUACCGUUAAGACGUAUCAAAGACAGAUCGAUGAUUUAAGAUCGGAAUUGCGACAACUCAAACAGGAAGCGUCCGAUUAUUUGACCCAAUUGAACAAAUCUAAAGAAUCGAAUUACAAAAUGCGUCGACAACUCGGCGAAGAGAAAGAGGAGAAUGUCGCGUUGUCCCAGCACUUGAGCGAAACCCGAAGGAUUUUAAUGGAGAAGACGAACUAUUACAAAGAAAGGGAGUUGAAGUCCGAGGCGACGAUCAAGCAACAGAUUAAAUUGAUCGAUUAUUUGCAAACAAAGAUUGACGAGCACACGAAUAAGAAAAAAACUUUCACCGAAGUUCUAUUCGGCAGUUCGAAAAAAGAAAACCAACCGCCCGUAUCUAUGGUAAUGAAUUACAAGGAUUUAGAAAGCCAAUUGUCGAAAGAAAGACAGAUUAACAAAAAUCUCCAAGAAGAAAUAUUCAAGUUGAAGUUGAAUUUACAGGGUAAAGACGCUGUAGCGGUUAAAUCGAAAGUCGAACGUCACAAAUCCGAAAUUUUAUCGCCCAAGAAUAAAAUUGUUACGAAAGACAGCGAACAGAAAUUUUACAGACAAAGUUCUCUGAACCGAAUGCAUCAUAAUAUACCACACAGAUUCGAAUCAAAAAUUAGUUACUCUUCGACGAAAUGCGCCGGUUGUUCGGAAGCGGUCUCGUUGGGCCGCAUCGUAGCCAUAUGCACCGAAUGCAAUGUGUACACUCACGUCGAUUGCAAGAAUCGAAUGCCCAACACUUGCGGACUGCCCGAAGUUUAUGCCAAGCAUUUCAUGGACAAUUCGAAGCAAGACGACGUUCGAUCCAUUACCAAUCAAUCCAACGACGAGAACGUCAACAUUCAAGGAUGGAUUAAGGUUCUGGGAUCAACGAAUUGUUGGGAAAAACAAUACGCCAUCAUGACGGACAAUUCCCUUCGCUUAUACACGUCCCCGCCGAAGGAACGAUCAUGUACCUUGCUCAGAACGUUGGAACUGAGACCGUCGAACGGGACCGGUAAGGUCGUAUCGGAACCGUUGCCAUCGGAAAUCGGCGUACCGACCGCCGAAAGCGACUUGCCGUUCGUGCUGAAAAUCGAAUUCUCCGACAACGAAUCGAAUCUUCCCACCGAUCGUUUGGUAUUUCUGACGCUUUCGGCUCAGGAUAAGGACGCGUGGUUCGCUGCCUUGCAGAAAAUCUACUACGACGACGUGGAUCGUCCCAAAUGCGAGACGAUCUUAACCGUAGAGGAACCGUUGAGGAUCGUUUGCGUGGCCGAUUUAACCGAUGGAUUGAAAUUGCUCGGGACAGAAUCGGGGCUUUAUUCGUAUUACGAAAAUAAACUGAUACGCAUUGAUGGAAUCGACAAGGUUCAUCAUGUCGCUGUAAUGUCGAUGAUCAAUCAAAUAAUAAUGAUCGUCGAUGAAGAAAGAAGAUUAAUCAAAUGCGAUAUAAAUCAUUACAUAAACAUAACGCAAUGUGCGCAUUGCGUCAAACCGACUUUGAAAUACAAUGAAGUGGAUGUUUCGAAUUUGAGCGGUUUCCACUUUUUGAAAGUAUCCACCUUCAAAAACCAAGAAAAAUUUUGUGCAGCCACCCUUCGUCAGCUGGUCAUUGUGAAUUUCGAUUCGUUAAAUGGGGAAUUUACGACCGUAAAGAUUUUAGAUACGGCCGAACCGACAACCUGCGCUCUAUUCACCGAAAAUAGUCUCAUAGUUGGAGCCGAUAAAUUCUUCGAGGUGGAUUUGGUGACAUUUCAAGCGGAGGAAUUUUUGGACGCGUCCGAUGUUAAAUUGAGGGCUACUGAAAGUUGUUACAAAAUGGGUUCCUUCCCGAUGGCGGUGAUGCAGGUGUGCACCAAUCCCAAGGAGUACCUUCUUUGCUAUAAAGAAUUUUCCAUUUUCGUGGACGAGUACGGUAGAUCUAGUCGUCAAAGGGAAUGGAAAUCCCACCGGCUACCGUCGGCUUUCCACUACACCAAACCUUAUUUGUACGUAUCGCAAUUUUCCGGCAUCGAAGUAUUCAAAAUAACGGACGAAACUUGUAACGGAGCUGAAGAGAAAACUGAAAGCUACAGGAUCGAGAUGGAUCCGUUCGAUUAUUUGGGAUCGAAUAAACGCGGGAUUUAUAUCGGUAUAAAAAACGAGGUGAAAUUCGUGGACGCCUCGGAAUUGCCGCCGUUUGAAGACUCGUCGCUCGUCAGUGAAACAUCCGAUAAUGUGUCGGAAGAUCGAUUUACAUUCAGUAGUUCAAUUGUACAAAGUUUAGAUGGAAAUUCGAGCGGUUCCGAGGUGGCGGAGGAACGUCAAAGAAAGGUUACAUUUUCGUUGAUUAAAUAGUUUUUAGGCUUUAAAAGUCAAUGGCUAUAUUUUACUUAAUUUUAUACUUACUAGUAUCUAUAAUUAUAAGAAAUUAAAUGUUUUGUAACGGUUACAUGUAAUGUUACAUCAAAAACUUGACUGAAAAUAACCAAAGAAAAACAUUUAAAUUUUGGUUAUUACGUUUUUACAGGGUAGGUAUUUUCUAACACUUUCACGUGCCAAUUGCCUUUAUUAUACUAUUUUGGACGAUUUUUUACUAUUCUUUUAUAAUCGGUUAAUAUUUAAAAAAUGGCAGUGAAAUACCUAGAUAGAAAAUAAUUUAUUUCAAAUUAAUUUCUUCAAUAAGAUCUCUUAUUCUUGCCUAACGAUUUUAUCAUUUUUAUAAUAUAUUUUUGAUGUAG